This is a messenger RNA of Trichomycterus rosablanca, 3664 nucleotides long. RefSeq names its product tumor protein p63 regulated 1-like (gene tprg1l). The coding region runs from base 86 to 943 and encodes 285 amino acids. Gene Ontology annotation, cellular component: cytoplasm. NCBI's taxonomy places the organism in Eukaryota, Metazoa, Chordata, Actinopteri, Siluriformes, Trichomycteridae. The record is from RefSeq and is a predicted model, not a curated record. The transcript is spliced from 6 exons.
CAUCCGUGUGUGGUACUGAGGCUUCCUGCAGAAACACACUAUUAUACAUUAUAAUAACGCGAGUAUUUUAAGUCUAUAUUAUACAAUGCUGCAGCUGAAUGACACGGUGGAACCGGAGAGUCCGGGCGCCGCGGUGCUUCACGCUGUGGGAGUAGAGGAAGCGCUGGACGGGUUGGAGGUAGCGUUCAGUCCGGGGGUUGAGGCCCAGCCGGGUCGCGGCUUCGGAGCUGCUGUUGCGUGCUGUUCUCCGCUUCAAAAACUCACUCCGUUUCAUGUUCAUAACCCCACCAUGCAAGCUAAAGUCAAGGAUUAUUUCGUGUUUAGGCCAGGAACCAUAGAGCAGGCUGUGAACGAAAUCCGAACUGUGGCGUUGCCUUCAGAAGAUGGUGAAGUUCUGAGUGUAUGGCUCUUGGCAGAAGUCGAUCACUGGAACAAUGAAAAGGAGAGACUGGUGCUCAUAACAGAGAGGUCCUUGCUGGUUUGCAAAUAUGACUUCAUAAACCUGCAGUGCCAGCAGGUCAUCAGAAUUUCUUUAAACGCAGUCGACACAAUUUCAGUCGGGGAGUUCGAGUUUCCACCGAAAUCGCUCAACAAAAGAGAGGGCAGCGGCCUCCGCGUGCAUUGGGAUAAACGGCCCAGGCCUUCUUUUCUAAACCGCUGGAACCCUUGGUCCACCGACAUGCCCUACGCCACCUUCACAGAGCAUCCGAUGGCCCACGCCGACGAAAAAGUGGCUUCUCUCUGUCAGCUGGAGAAUUUUAAAACUCAGCUGAUUCAGGCGGUAAAGAGAGCGCAUAAGGAGUUCCCCAUCCCGGGCAGAUCUAACGGGGUGCUGCUGCUGGAGCGGCCUCUACUGAUCGAGACCUACCUGGGUAUCAUGUCCUUCUUCAACAACGAAGCGAAACUGGGCUACUCCAUGACCAGAGGCAAAAUCGGCUUUUAGUUCAUCGCUGGUCGCUCGUUUUACCCGUUGAGCUUCGUGAGUUUCUUACGUGUUGCUUGCAGGAUUUCAGUGGGGUAUAAAGUGUGCCUCAAUGUCAGUAUGACUCCCUGACUCUGCAGCAUGUGCCUGGAAGCAUCCAAUGCCAAUGUUUCUGGGUUUACUUUACUGGGCUGUGCCAUCUCGCUUCUUUUUUUUCCGUGCCCCACUGUCCCAAGUGUUUUUUAAACGGCUUGUGAGAUGAUUUGGAGUUUAUGGUGCGGGGCUGCUUUGUGCGGAGCGACAAUGGAAGUAUUUGCCAUGAUGACCCUGUGGUGUUGUGCAGGAUCUGUGCCAUGUUUUUUUUUUUAAGUGAUCAUUUAAGUGAUACUUGAGUAUCACAAUAUCUUUGCAGGUGAAAAGCCAUCAUUUCAACAGCUAUUUAUUGUGUAUGUAAAUUAUGGACUGUUUUUUUUGACUGAAGGCAGCAGCUCUGUGCUUUACUUUAUAAGUUAGAUAUCCAUAAGAUACAUUAUAUGGCCAGAAGUAUGUGGACACCCCUCCUAAUUAUUGAGUCCAUGUGUUUUAGCCUCACUUUUGACAUUUUUGACAGAAAAUGUAUUUUAUGCUUUCAACUUUGCGGCAACAGUUCAAGGAAGGCCCUUCCCUGCUUCAGUUCUACUGUGGCCCUGUGUAAAUUGCUAGACAGUGUAAUGCACAUAGGCCAAAUCCGAGAGCUUAAAAGACAUAUGAUGAUUGUCUUAAAAUACACUGUAAAAUCAUACAUAAACGGCAUCUCCCACAAUGCACGCCGAUUUUAUUACCCGCAAAGUGACCGCAUCCUGCCACUCAAUGGCAGUGUUUCCAAAUCAGUGCUUAACUGAGGCGGCUUUCCAACAAGUGAUGUUGAGAAAUAUUUACAAAUAAUCCCAAAAUUUUUACAUUUACAUUUACAUUUUUUCAGCAUUUAGCAGACGCUUUUAUCCAAAGCGACUUACACAGUGAGCGGAACACAAUGAGCAAUUGAGGGUUAAGGGCCUUGCUCAGGGACCCAACAGUGGCAACUUGGUGGUGGCGGGGCUUGAACCGGCAACCUUCUGUUUACUAGUCCAGUACCUUAACCACUGAGCUAUCACUGGCCCAAAAUGUACAAGAAGAGAAAAUUGAAGCAGAAGGAGGUAAUUUAAUGACAGAUGGGAAAGUGAAUACAAGUUUGUGCUUCAGGAAGAAAAACCAGUAUGUCUCUUGUGUUAUAAGGCCGUGUCUGUGGUAAAGGAGUAUAAUAUAAAUGUAGAUAUACAUUAUAAAUAUACAGUAUAAAUUUGGCAUUUUGACACCAAACACAGAAUUUAGCCUCCGAGAAAAACGACAGUUUGUACAAGACUUAAAGGCAGACUGCAAUCGCAGCAGGAUACGUUACAAUCGGCCCUUUGAGGGCCACCAUAAUGCAGAUGUGGCCCUCGGUAAAACUGAGUUUGAUACCCAUGGUGUAAUGGAUUUGGUGUGAAGUAACUUUGGUGGCUGACCUAAACACUACUGAAGUCCCUAGGAAGAAAUAAGAGAACCUUUUUGUCCUGCUUCAAUGCCUGACCUCUCAGUUGCUCUGACAUCAUGGGCACAAAUUUCCAGACACACUUCAAAAUGUUGUGGAUAGCCUUCUCAAAUAUAAAUAAAUAUUUUAAAAAAAUAGUGGGGGCCAGCAUUUAUUUAUGCCCAUGGUUAUGUGUCCACAUACUUUUGGUCAUAUGGUGCGGACAAUAUGAACAGACCAGAACACGGUUUACACCACAGUCUUGUAAGACACCAUCAGAACCACAUACUAUUGUUAAAGCUGCAAAAUAACCCCAGAAUCCCCAGAAUUACUGGGCGCAACGCCGGUCCAUCUUGGGGCUUUGGCCAACACCCAGUGAACUCAGUAUAGUUCUAAACUAUAAAGAUGUAGAUACAGGAUUGGGCAGUAAUAAAGGAAAAGAAUUCAGAAUACCCAUUCAGGACACAGAAUAAUGUAUUUUGUUUAACCCAUGAUGCAUUUUUAAAAAGCAUGGGAUGUUCAAUAAGCUCAUGGCCCGGUGUCCACAUACUUUUGGCCAUACAGUGCAUUAAAACGGUGUAUUCAGUAUUCACACAUAAUGCUUCUGCGCUGCGCGAACAUACCAAACUCAAUGUCUGAACAGACUGGCAUGCAGGUGUAAAAACAAAAAACAGCUUCGGUUGCUAGUGUUCAGUUCUGCUCAGGUCAGUCUGUUUUUUAAUUAAUAAAUUUUUUUAAUUAUCAAAACAUUGCUUAAAUUGUUGCAGAUAUUCAUUAAGAACUGUAAAAAAUGGGUUCCCUAAUGUUUUUAUUUAUGUGCGCACUUUCAUUUCAAGUCACAAUAAUGACACUUUUUAAAUAAUUUUUGGGGGAUGGGGGGGGUGUAUAUAAAUGUCUUUGCAUGUGAACUGUGCAUGCAGUUUCCUGUUUGUGAAAAGUCCGGUUCUAUGUGUAAAACGUUCAGUCUGAUAACAGCUUCCUAUCACCUGUCACAGGAAUACACACGUGAUUAUGUACAUCCAAUGUUAACUAUGACUACUGCUCAGUUUCUCCACAACUUACUGCUGGAAGCGGUUCCAAAACCAAAUGAAUCUCACUAGCACCUACUGUUGGAUUUUAGCAGCUAGCGGAUAUAGCUAAUGCUAAUAUCUGUUCUCUGAGUUUGUACUAUAGCGAUAUGCUGAAAGUUAUUAAAUUGCCUCUACAUUCUUUUA